UAAAAAAAAUAAUUGGGACAAUCUUGUUGAUGCUUUCAAUUUCCAAAUGCAACCAUGUCAUCAUUGCCCCAAUCCCAAAUCUCUUUUCGAUUAGAAGCUUGCACAAGCUCAAACAAGAACACCACCAAUAGUACACGACCAUGUAUUACACGUUUAUACAACAACAAAACACAUUUCAUCAAUCUUGUUGCCAAACCAAUGUUGCUACCAAACAUAAAGAAGCAGUUAAAAAUUGGAAAAUGGAAAGUGCUUAGCAGCGACGAUGGAUCAGGCGAUGUUGCCCCUGAAUUUCUACCAGCAAGUCCUUCACCAGUGCACAUUGUCCAUGAAUUCUACGAGGCUUUCAAUAAAAAAGACACUGAAACAUUGAAGCAAUUGCUUUCUCCUAACUGUGUCUACCAGGAUCUCCUCUUCUACACUGCCUAUGAAGGCCAAGAGAGCAUCAUAAAGUUUUGGCAAAGCGUGAUGGAUGCAAUGGGUCCAAAUAUUCACGUUUUCGUGGAAGAUGUCAAGGAGAGUAACCAUGUUAUGGUCACUGCGUUUAUGCACUUAGUGUGGAAAGAAAAGAAGUUACCCUUCACAAAUGGAUGCAGAUUCUUUACGUUUGAAGAAGUUGAAGGGAAAUUUCUUAUUAGCAAAAUAACAUGCAUGGAGGAAUUUCCACUAAAACCUGGUGAACUAGUGCUGAAACUUCUAAAAGGAAUUGGCCAAAUAUUGGAUAGCUAUCCACUAGCAGCAGCAGCGAUGCUUGAUUCCCAUGCUUCAAAAGAUGGGGGAAAUGACAUGCAUUUGGAUUUUGAUAUCUUUGGACGGAAACAUUGACAUACGUUGAGAAUUCCCUACACCUUCAAACAAUGCUAGCUGUAAAUUACAUGCAUAUUGGUUCUUUUUAUAAGUAAUAAAAUUGUGUAUUUUUAUGGUCCGACAUAUAAGAAACAUAAUAAUAUUCUUAAAUAUAUAAUUGUUCAAUUCAUUUUA
Molecule: messenger RNA, 978 nt
Organism: Medicago truncatula (barrel medic)
Lineage: Eukaryota; Viridiplantae; Streptophyta; Magnoliopsida; Fabales; Fabaceae
Exons: 6
Coding region: 55-822 (255 amino acids)
Source: RefSeq, a predicted model, not a curated record